Messenger RNA from Alexandromys fortis (reed vole), 1427 nucleotides. RefSeq names its product TNF superfamily member 4 (gene Tnfsf4). The transcript is spliced from 3 exons. Gene Ontology annotation, molecular function: tumor necrosis factor receptor binding; cytokine activity. Lineage: Eukaryota; Metazoa; Chordata; Mammalia; Rodentia; Cricetidae. The record is from RefSeq and is a predicted model, not a curated record. Bases 1 to 552 code for a protein of 183 amino acids. Gene Ontology annotation, cellular component: membrane. Gene Ontology annotation, biological process: inflammatory response; positive regulation of T cell proliferation; immune response.
AUGGAAGGGGUUCAGCCCCUGAAUGAGAAUCUGGAAAGUGGAUCAAGGCCAAGGUUCAAGUGGAAGAAGCUAUCGAUGGUGGUCUCUGGGAUUCAGGGAGUGGGGCUGCUCCUGUGCCUGGUCUACAUUUGCCUGCAUCUCUAUCCUGCUCCGGUGAAGUAUCCUCCAAUCCAAAGUCUCAGAGCACAAAUUACCAGAUGUGAGAAUGGGAGACUAUUCAUCAGCCUACCCAGGAAUGAGUAUCAAACCAUGGAGGUGAAGAACAACUCAAUUGUCAUCACCUGUGAUGGGCUUUAUCUCAUCUACCUGAAGGGCUCUUUCUUCCAGGAGGUCAAGAUCAACCUUCAUUUCCGAAAGGGUCGAAGUUCCAUCUCUAUGCCCAUGAUGGACAAUGGUCAAAGGGUUGACUUCACUUUGGUAGCCUCUUUGGGCUUCAAAGAUAUAGUUUACUUGACUAUAAAUGCUUCUGAUACUUCCUGCGAAAACCUCCAGAUAAAUGAUGGGGAAUUGUUUCUUGUCCUGCUAACACCUGGUGGAUUCUGUGCCCCUUGAAGAUCUUAUAGUAACACCAUGAACCAGGUGCCACUGUGAAUUCCACUCCACGGGUGGGCAGGACACAGAUUUCUUCUUGAGAGAGAUGAAUCCAUCCAGUUCAACUGUGGGAGUUGUGACCAAAUGCAGAUCCUACUCUACUUCCUCACUCAGGGAUAUUUAAAACCUGUCCUGCAUGACAGUUGACCUCACAAUCCCAUGAUUGCCUUGAGCCUACCAAGAGACCUUCUGGGAAUGAGAAAAUAAAUGUCUCUUCAAGAUGCAUUGUUUCUGCUGGUCAGAAGAUUAUUGUAAAAAAAACUUUUGUCACUGAAAACUGCACUUGGCUACUAUUUUCUAGACUUUCGGCAUUGUCAAAAGAAAGAGCAAGGAAUGGGGGAGGGGCUAAGAUUCUGGAAAAGGGCCGUAUCCACCAACCAGUAACAGGUGAAGUGUCCUCUCCAAGGCUAAAGUGAUUAAUGUUUACAUGUUGCCUAAAGCCCUCUCUCAUUUCAUGGGAGCUCAGAAGGAAGAGCACCCUGUGGAAACCAGGACUGGAAGACAGCUGUUUAAGUGACACUCUGGGGCUCUUGCUAUCGCAUUUCUUUCUUGGCCUCCAAACACAUAUAAUAGAAAACUCCCUUGGAAGAACUCUCCCGGGUCUAUGAUUCCACUCAAAAAAACUCAUCAGUGAUGGACUAGUUCACCUCUAAGGUUAUUUUUAUUAUACAGAAUAAUAGUGAACUGGAUGUCUCAGGAUUUUCACAGUCUGAGGCCUGGUUUAUAAGUUUUCUCUUUCAAAACGUCCAUAUAAAUUUUUGAUAAAUUUUUACAUUGUAGUAUUUUCUGGCCAUUUUCAAUAGUAGAUACAACACAUCACAAAAUCUCUCUAGAUG